This is a messenger RNA of Xenia sp. Carnegie-2017, 2326 nucleotides long. RefSeq lists its product as uncharacterized. Bases 66 to 2246 code for a protein of 726 amino acids. Gene Ontology annotation, molecular function: protein binding. Lineage: Eukaryota; Metazoa; Cnidaria; Anthozoa; Malacalcyonacea; Xeniidae. The transcript is spliced from 6 exons. The record is from RefSeq and is a predicted model, not a curated record.
ACUGAGUGUAAAAAUUAUUUUUUCAUUGUGCUCUAUCAGGUAUCUUCCAAGCUCCUUGUAUCAUAAUGAGUUUUAACACUUCCAGUGAAAAUAACUGGAAGAGGACUAAGCGGAAAAUUAUUCAACGUCGGUCAAUUUUCGAUCGACAACGAGAAGAACAGACAAUAAGAAAUGCAACAAACCGUGGAUAUCUACGACGAAUGACUGUGGAGUAUUUGAACGAUAACAUUGGAAUAGACGAAGAUGAUUUACCAAAUAUUCAGUUUAUAAACAUGACAUCCAAGCAACUCAAUUCCCUAAGUGCAUUAGAAAUGUGUAGCAGUUUAAGGAUAUGUAUUCUACCUGGAAAUUAUAUAACUGAGUUUGAUUCAUUGAUAAUAUGCGUCAAUCUGUGGGCUCUGGAUUUACACUCCAAUCAGAUAAAACGGAUACCAGGUCACAAAUUCUGGACUACCUUGCGUAAGUUGGAAAUUGCACUUCUUCACGAUAAUGGUAUUUCAAAAUUAGAUGCUAUUCGUUCUCUCAGUUGUUCUCCAUCGCUCACCAUUCUAACACUAUAUGACACACCUCUCAGUCUCAAAAAAAACUAUCGUCACCACGUCGUUAAUGGCAUAUGGUCUCUGAAAGCUUUAGACUUUUAUGUCGUCUCAGAUGAUGAGAUAAUUGAGGAUGCUCAGAUGCCGGAAAAGUAUUCUGCUCUCAGUAGAAAUUUCAAAGUGAAUCUUGCGCACAAUCUCACGCAGGAAUCCUGUCUUGAAGAAGCCGCGAAACAAAUGAAAGCAUUGUUAGACAGAGUAAACAAAACACAAGCGAGAUAUUGUCCUGUUCUAAUUGUUCAAAAGACAUUUAGAAUGUUUUCAACUCGAAAAAGAUACAAAUAUUUAAUGGCCAUGAGAGUUUGGGCUGCGACAUCUAUUCAACGGUUUUAUCGUCAUUAUAAAGGAAUUGAAAAGUCUAGAAUUGUUCCAUCCCUACCUGCUACACCAUUAGAUUUUUUUGGCAAAAAAAUCGAGAUAUCUAAAACAGUUCACUCUGCCAUGACUUCACCAUUAUAUCUUUCUGAUGAAGGAACUGAAAAAUCUUCAUUUGUUUCGCCUCCUCCAACCACACCAUUAGAACAAACAACCGUUCUCAAACAAGGGACUGGGGGAGAGGAUGCUAUACACGGUUCAAGACAAGAAAUUGUACAUGUUCCAUUCGUUAAUUAUACAUCAGAGCAAGAAACGGUGAGUUCACCUACGUCUACUUUGUCUUAUGAACCGUAUAAAAGACGACCAACAGUGGAAAGCAAACAAAGAAAAACUUCAACGCAAGCAACAAAACGUGAUAAAGCUUUCACAAAUGAUUCGAAACAAAGCAAAAAAUCGUUCUCACAUGAUGUUAAAUCAGGUGGUGUACAUACCGUCAAAGUUAACUUUGAUGAAAAAAAUUCAAGUUCAGUGGAUGAGGCAGGUUUUAAAAGCCUUGAGGCUUUAUCAGAAGUAGUUGAAGGACAGAAGAAAUUACAACGACCAUUGAUGAUUGACGUAAAGAAGUUUGAGUCCUCUGCAAUCAGUACCAUUAAAAGUGCUCUAGACAACAUGACAGAUUACAGUAGCAUUGGACUUGACAAGAAAUCAACUUCAGUAAAAGUUGUGAAAAAUAGAACAGGCGACAAGAAGAUUGUUGAAGAACAAAUGAGCGUUGAACAAACAAAAAAAGACGAUGAUGAACAAGAAAAUCCGGCUUGUGAGCGUCGUUUGAAGCCGAAAAAAAUCGGAAAAUAUCAUACUGUUCGAGCGUUCUUGGGAAAUGUUAUUGAACAGAACGUAAAACAAGAUAUGGUCAUCGAUAACGACGAAGAUGAAACAAAUGCCUUCCUAGUAUGUGGGAAAGAACCACCAAUACAGAAGAAUGAACCAAUAGCAGAUAUGUUGAUGUUAAAGAAAGAAAUUGGUGAAGAUAUAAGACGUUCACUUAAAAAACUGCAAACUGAGAAACGACGGCGGCGAAGACAAAAGAAAGACACGAGCGUUACAUUGAAAUUAUCUCAAGAUCAAAGAUUAUUUCUGCGCACUCACGGCACAAUGGGACUAGUGUGCCUCAGGGCUGUGCAUCAAGCAUAUGAGGACCGUAAUGAAGCUCAACGUCAAGCUGCUUUAUCUGAAAAAGUGAGCAAGAUGAAGGAAAGUCGAGAGCUAGCUAUUGAGAAAGUUACGGUAAGCAGGACUGUAGGAAGAUCGAUGAUUGUUAGGGAAAGAAUCUGAAACACGAACAUCGCGAGAAUAUCAUAAAAGACCGCAUUCACGAUGGUGUAAAGAUCGCGGACUCUCUACGAGCAAGUAUG